UACUCUGAUUUCGAAGUUUUCUUAAUACAUCUAACUUCUACAAUAAGUCAAUAACACAUUCACUGCCAGAGAAAAAUUGGCGCACUAAUCCAGAAACCGAUCGUUAUCUAUUCUAUAACAGUUAUCCUGUAUAGCAACCACCCACCUAGCGGGCCAGCAUCUGAGUAAAGUUUACGAGUGCCCACCAAGCGGGUUCGUAGCAGUGGAUGUGUUACCACUAAUAGAAGUAGUAGAGCAAUAUCCGUAUACAUAUUUGCACCAUUUGAAACUGAAAAUGAACUUACCUACUAAAAUAUGCAGUUUUGUUAGUGUUAAGUCGUGUGCAUUAUAGUGAUAUGCCACCAUAUCUCAUUAUCUAAAAAUCACUUCGUCUCAUAUUACUUUCGUUGGACCUUCAGAACAUUUUUCUUAGUUCUUUAUUUCCAUUAUGACUGUGUUGUAUUUACGUCUAUUUUUGGGACAUACAUACCUAAACCAUAGACUAGAAAUUCCAUUAUAUUUGACCUAAACCACGUAAAAACGACAUAUUCGUCAAAACCGACAAGUCGAGUGAGAAAGGAGGCCUUUUCCCUUUAUGAGUUUAAAAGCUUUUUGGGAGCGCUAUGGCAACGUCAGUGAUCACUGUCAAAACGUUUUGUCUAACACUUUACACCGAAAUAUUGUAUUUUAAGGAAAUAUGUGCAAGAAAAAUAAAAAAGAUAUAGCACUUAACCACCCCGCUAUCGUUUGGGGCGUUUGGUACUUAUCCAUAGCCGCAGUGGUGAUGAUCAUUUGUACUUUGCUUUUAUUUGUUUGUGUACCAAUAGUUGUGGAAAUGCUGUGUAUGGACUUACUUCUUUCGCUUUCACUGCUCACUGGGAUCGUAAUGCUGCCCACGAACUUCUUCUUGCUACACAAGAUAUCUAAAGGAGAAAAAAUAAAUCCUUAUUCAAGAGUUUUCUGUUGGGACCUCUGGGUUUGCAUGGCAACAAUAAUUAUACUAAGCUUUAUAGGUGCUUGUCUUUGCACGCACAAGCUCUGUCACUGUAAGACUACCAUCAAAAAGACGAUUUGUAAAGCAAUGAACGAGUAUAAGCAUCAGCCUAAGUUAAGACAUCUUAUGGAUGUUAUACAAUGGGGAAUGAAGUGUUGUGGGCUUGAAUCCUAUACGGACUGGUUUAGUAAAGACUGGUACGACUUUACGCGCGAUUACGAGUGGGAUCCCACUUCUGAUACAAAACUACGUUCGAAGGGGACGGCGUUCGUUACUGAUAGCGUUCCUCUCAGUUGCUGUAAAACGGGAUCAUGCAUAUCGAAUUACUUGACGGAGAUGGGAACCACAUCUAUACAUUUGUCGGGAUGCGCUAAACGUUUCUAUGAAUUAGUCAUGGGUGCCCUGGCUCUUCAAUUGAUUAUGUUUUCGACCGUUUGUGUUGUUGAGCUUAUAGUUUUCACUCUGACUUUAACCAAGUGUGAGUGUGAAGAAGGCAAUAAAUAUUCUAAGAAGGGCAAAACUCGCGUUUACGACGUAAAGCAUCUUCUCACCGCGAACCCCAACUUUGACUGGAGCGGUUCGCUUGAAUCAGCUUCUGAUGAUAGUGAUGAUGAAUCGGUUUCACCCAAGAAAGAAGUGCGAGAUGUUCCUGAAUCGCCGCCUGGACUGCCCUAAUUGCAAACACCGUGAACCAUUGUUACCGAAUACCAGGAACCUGUAAUAGGGACAGCACUGCAUUUUUUGCCAUGCUAAAUUGAACCUUAUAACCGAGCCAGAAAGGCGUCAUCAGACAAGCAAAAAAGGUCCACAUGAGAGGAUAAAGUUGGGGCUGAAGUCUCACUUGCACGUGUGGCCAGUGUUAAGACUUCCAUAGUAGUAGCAUUUUAUCGGUAUUCUACCUAAGUUUAAACAAACUGGCAAAUCAUUAUGAUGUAGUGUAUUAUGAAGUCAUUAAACCAAAUACUGGUAGCACCAAUUACAGUGAUGACGUCACUAAUGAUGUUGACAAUGACAUUGGCAGUAGUGCGAGCGAGACACCAGCCCCAACUUUGCCCUCUCACGUGGACAUACUUUUUGGUCAAUGUUCUCUGUCCGGUUAAUUCUCUAGGUUCGUGCUGAUCACUAGUGAUAUAAGGGAGAGCGGUGAAAAAAUAUCUGUUUCUCUCUCUAUCA
Molecule: messenger RNA, 2146 nt
Organism: Leguminivora glycinivorella
Lineage: Eukaryota; Metazoa; Arthropoda; Insecta; Lepidoptera; Tortricidae
Product: photoreceptor outer segment membrane glycoprotein 2-like
Exons: 7
Coding region: 677-1648 (323 amino acids)
Cellular component (GO): membrane
Source: RefSeq, a predicted model, not a curated record